This is a messenger RNA of Hippoglossus stenolepis (Pacific halibut), 1753 nucleotides long. RefSeq names its product syntaxin 12 (gene stx12). Bases 173 to 979 code for a protein of 268 amino acids. Gene Ontology annotation, molecular function: SNARE binding; SNAP receptor activity. Gene Ontology annotation, biological process: intracellular protein transport; vesicle fusion; vesicle-mediated transport. NCBI's taxonomy places the organism in Eukaryota, Metazoa, Chordata, Actinopteri, Pleuronectiformes, Pleuronectidae. The record is from RefSeq and is a predicted model, not a curated record. The transcript is spliced from 10 exons. Gene Ontology annotation, cellular component: endomembrane system; SNARE complex; synaptic vesicle membrane.
UUUGAAGUUGUUGCGAGAUUUGCCAACAAAAAGAAGAAGAAGGUGACGUCACAGACCAGGAACAGCACUGUAUCAGCGGCAGAAAGGAAAACAGUUCGCCUCUGUGUUCAUCCGAAACAGACAAUUCAGCAAAUAAAAUUCAACUCCAAAGGCGAAGCUCAUUUUAGCAGACAUGUCUUACGGCAAAGCAGAGAGCUACCGCUCUGUCCCACAGGACUUCAACACCAUCAUACAGACAUGCAGUUCCAACAUCCAGAAGAUCACACAGAACACUGCUCAGAUCAAAUCCAUGGUGAACCAGGUGGGGACCAGACAGGACACCAGUGAACUCCAGGAUCGUCUGCAGCAGAUACAACACUAUACCAAUCAAUUGGCAAAAGAAACCAACAAGCACCUGAAAGACUUGGGAUCAGUCCCUUUGCCCUUGUCACCCUCAGAGCAGAGGCAGCAAAAGAUCCAGAGGGACCGGCUGAUGAAUGAUUUCUCAGCUGCUCUCAACAACUUCCAAGCAAUCCAGCGGCGUGCAGCAGAGAGGGAAAAGGAGUCGGUAGCCAGAGCGAGGGCUGGAUCCCGUCUGUCAGCUGAGGACAGUUCUCGAGAUGAAAAACUGGUAUCUUUCGAUAACCAAGAGGACUGGGGUCAGAUGACUACCCAGGCAGAGGAGGCGGCGAUCACAGAGGAGGAUCUGGAGCUCAUCAAGGAGAGAGAAACCAACAUCAGACAGCUGGAGUCUGACAUCAUGGAUGUAAACCAGAUCUUCAAGGACUUGGCAGUGAUGAUCCAUGAUCAGGGAGAAAUGAUAGAUAGCAUCGAGGCAAACGUGGAAAAUGCUGAAGUUCACGUAGAACGAGGAACAGAGCAGCUCCAGAGAGCCAGUUACUACCAGCAAAAGUCCCGGAAGAAGAUGUGCAUCCUUGCAAUGGUUGGUUCCAUCGUACUUGUCAUACUUGGCAUUAUCAUCUGGCAAACUGCGAAGUGAGUCGACCGCACAACUUGUGUGACACUUCUAUAUUUAACUGUGCCCCCUCUCACCUGCAAAUACCUGCUUGGAAUGAUGAAAAGAGGCUGAUCAGUAUGUGAAGUUCAGUAGAGUAAAUUUCUGCAGUGGGCUGGUCAUUGAGGAAAAACAUACUGUCGUCACCCGAUCAAGCCUGUUUCUGUAACAUAGCUGAACAAAAUUGAAACCGAGAAGAUGAGGUGGUGUAGGGGAGCGAUUUAAGACCUGAUAUUCCUUCAUUUGCGUCAUUCAUUUCUUAUUUACUGCACUAACACUAGCUGUCACUGUAUAUCUGUAUGUCACUGUAUAUAAAAAUGUUAUUUGGAAUUUCAGACAUCGGCAUAAUAACAAUAAAAAAUGCAGCUUGUCAAAGUAAAACCCAUGGUUUUAAGGGUUGUAAAUGAUUAUUUGUCACCUGUUGUUGUGCUACCUGCCGAUGUAGAGUAUGUGCAGGGUCACAGGCUCUGCUAUGACUCUUGGCCUUCACACUAACAUUACAUGGGACUAUUAUGACACUGGUGGAGAAGGCAUAUGUGAUUGUACUAUACAUGUUGUAAAAUGAAAACUUAAACUGAUAACCAAUAUAAAUUAACCCCUGGUCUGUAAAUAUCACAGAGUGCUGCAUUAUAUUCUGCUAAAAACCUUCUGGGUGAUAAUGACAGUGUUUAAAAAAUGAAAGUCUUCAAACAAAACAUAUUUAAAUGAAUUUCUAUGACUCCUGGUAUUAUGCAUAAUAAAUGUUUUAAACUCUUUUAA